Messenger RNA from Megalobrama amblycephala (Wuchang bream), 1230 nucleotides. RefSeq names its product SPRY domain-containing SOCS box protein 3. The record is from RefSeq and is a predicted model, not a curated record. Lineage: Eukaryota; Metazoa; Chordata; Actinopteri; Cypriniformes; Xenocyprididae. The coding region runs from base 151 to 837 and encodes 228 amino acids. Gene Ontology annotation, biological process: proteasome-mediated ubiquitin-dependent protein catabolic process. Gene Ontology annotation, molecular function: protein binding. Gene Ontology annotation, cellular component: SCF ubiquitin ligase complex. The transcript has 5 exons.
CCUAUAUCCAUAUUAGGAUAAAUCCAGUGUUGUUUUGACAGCAGUUGUGAAAUGUUUUUCUAUCGUCCAUUUGACUGAAAACCCUUAUGUAAAAGAGACUGUGCAGUCUUCGUUCUUCCUUCCUUCGGAUUUCAAACGCCUAAAGAACAAAUGUUGCGCUUGUUUAGAGGUCACACUUGGGAGAGUUGGGAAUGGGAUCCGGACAGUAAAUCUCCUGAUGCUCAUCUGUCUCUAUGCCGACAGGCCGUGUAUUUUCAUGUCGGCCCUAUGCUGGACAGUCAAGGUACCGCAGGGGUCAGAGGCAGCAAAGGUUUCACUUAUGGUGAGCAUUACUGGGAGAUUGAGUUCCUUGAGCCUCCAUAUGGAAGCUCUGUGAUGGUGGGGGUUGGUACCCAAAAUGCACUGCUUCACACAGGGGACCAAAGGUACAUUAACCUAAUAGGCUUCGACAGUGAAAGUUGGGGUCUAUCAUACAAAGGCUUCAUCUGGCAUAAUGGAAGGAGUCAAAAAUACACAGAGCCUUUUUAUGAAAGAAAUACAGUCAUUGGAAUUCUGCUGGACUUGAGCGCUGGAACGCUGACGUUCUUCCGAAAUGGAGUGAACCUUGGGGUGGCAUUCACUGGCCUUGAGCAGGUCAGCAAGGCUCUGUUUCCUCUGGUGAGCUCUACUGCCCCCGAAACUGAGCUUCAGCUGGGUUUGAGAAGCCAGAGAAUCUCCUCCCUACAGGAACAGUGCAUACACAUCAUCACACAGUCCCUAUCACACUGUAAACACGCACACAAAUUACCAUUACCCACACCUCUGCUCUGUCAAAUACACUCACAUGCACAUUUAUAAGCAGGGCAUGACCUGUUUCUGAUUCAAUUAGAACAUGACAACCUCAAAUAAUAACACAAUUCUGUCCAGUACAAGAUUCAUUUUAUAUGCAGCCUACCUCAAAAAAUAGAUUUUUUUUUUUAAUAAUUACAUUGAAAUAUAUAAUCAUAUGGAAUUAUUUAAAAUGUAUAUGUAUAAUCAUCCUGUCUUUCUGUAUCUGUAUUCUUAAUUUAUAUGACAUUUCUGUACUUUCUAGAAUCUAGAUGGUUAUUGGCAAUGUCUGAGUUCCCAAAUAUUAUAUAACUGUAUUUAAAUGUAUUUAUUAUCAGUUUACUAUACUCCCAGGGAAGUUAGGCCUAUUACUUUGACAAAAUAUGUAAAAGGCAAUUAAAUGCUUGCUUUUUUCUGUCUUUA